ACUCGGACAACUAAAUAACCUCAACUCAAUUGUCUUCUUGUCACAAAACCUUAAAAACAUACGCAUACGCAUACACAACUAAAACCCUAGAAAAACCCAGAUCAAAACCUACAACAAUGAAGCUUCUCACACACAACAUGUUAUCCUCCAACAUCAAGGGCGUCACAAACGGCUUUCCCCUCAAAAUCGAGGCCGAGAAAAUCAUCGAACGCCCCGUUGAAAUCAACCCCGUCUUCUUGAAAAACAUGUUUGCAAAGCUUGAGUGGAAGCCACUUGUGGAAGCUUCUAGAACAAUGGGUUUCUCUGAAUUGCCUGAGGAUGUUCCGGAUAUGUCGGUUCUUGAUUCUGACGAGUUUUUGCAGAAGUUUCAUCAUGCGUUGUUGGAGAUUCAUUUGGAGGAAGGGGCUCUUGUGUGUCCUGAGACGGGCCGGAAGUUUCCGGUGCAGAAGGGGAUUCCGAAUAUGAUGCUUCAUGAAGAUGAGGUCUAAUAAUUUGUUUAGUUUUGUUGGAAAAUGCUUGUUUGAAUUUAUGAUUUAUUUGGGAUGUUAUGUUAUUGGAUGGAUUUCGGUUUGGUAAUGUGAUUGUUUUGUUAUUGCGGUUUCGAUGCUUGAA
Daucus carota subsp. sativus is the source of this 612-nucleotide messenger RNA. RefSeq names its product multifunctional methyltransferase subunit TRM112 homolog A. The coding region runs from base 117 to 488 and encodes 123 amino acids. Gene Ontology annotation, molecular function: protein heterodimerization activity. NCBI's taxonomy places the organism in Eukaryota, Viridiplantae, Streptophyta, Magnoliopsida, Apiales, Apiaceae. Gene Ontology annotation, biological process: tRNA methylation; peptidyl-glutamine methylation; rRNA (guanine-N7)-methylation. The transcript has a single exon. The record is from RefSeq and is a predicted model, not a curated record.